Messenger RNA from Plasmodium falciparum 3D7, 1059 nucleotides. RefSeq names its product GNAT family N-acetyltransferase. Gene Ontology annotation, biological process: chromatin remodeling. The record is from RefSeq and is a predicted model, not a curated record. Gene Ontology annotation, molecular function: protein N-terminal-serine acetyltransferase activity; acyltransferase activity, transferring groups other than amino-acyl groups; histone H2A acetyltransferase activity. Gene Ontology annotation, cellular component: cytoplasm; nucleus. Lineage: Eukaryota; Apicomplexa; Aconoidasida; Haemosporida; Plasmodiidae.
AUGAGAAUAUUAAAAAAAGAGAUCGGGAAAAAAAAAGAAGAAAAAAAAAGGAAAGGUAAUAAUAAUCAUACACACAAUUUGAAAAGUAGAAACGAAAAAGAGGAACUUAUACAAAGACUAAAAAGAUGUCAUGAUAAUGAUAACAUUUUUAAUUAUAUUGAUGAGAAAUAUAAAAAGUAUAUUAUAAAAAAAAAUAGAAAUGAUAGUAGUCAGAAUAAUUCAAUAAAUAAAGAAAAGAAUGAAAAUUAUAUACAUAAUGAAAUAGAGGGUUCCAAACAUUUAGGAAGUUCAUCAUUUAUUUUCUUUGAAUCUAUUAAUUCUUAUGAACUUAAGAAAUAUAAAUCAGCAUUUUCUAUUUAUAAUAUAUUAUUAAAUAUUACCAAAAUAAAUAUGCAGAAAUUAUACGAUGAAAAUAAUUUUUUAAAUAAAGGAUGGUCAGACCAAGAAAAGCUGAAAGAAUUAAAAAGUGACAGGAGCAAAUUAAUAUUAGGUUUUCUAAAAAAAAAAAAAGAACAAAAUCGAUAUGAUCAUGAACAAAAUCGAUAUGAUCAUGAACAAAAUCAAUAUGAUCAUGAACAAAAUCAAUAUGAUCAUAAACAACAUCCAAGUGAACACGAAACCUAUGAUAGUAAAUUUUUUAUUACAAAAAAUACAAACAACCAUUUUAUAGAUAUAAUAAAAACAAAUGAUAAAAAUCAAAUCGACGAUUUUCUAAAAACAAAUCCAAUAGUAUGUUUUGUACAUUUUAGAUUUACACCAGACUAUUAUCCAUAUCAAAAAAAUAUAAUUUGUUAUCUUUAUGAAAUACAAAUAAUAAAAGAAUAUAUAAAAAUAGGAAUAGGGACACAUUUAAUAAAUAUAUUAGAGCAACUCUGUAAAAAUAUACAUAUUCAUAAAAUUUUAUGUACCGUUCUAAAAAGUAAUUACAAAGCUGUCAUGUUUUAUAAAAAUAAAUGUUCCUUUCAAAUGGAUGAAAGUUCACCAGAUAAUUUUUAUUCCGACUCACAUCUAUCAAAAGAAUGUGAAUAUGAAAUAUUAAAGAAGGACAUCAUAUCAUAG